AUGCCGACUUUCCAUCUCUUCUCGAAAGAGACCAAGAGCGACGACGCUCCUGGAGACUCUGGAGGCCAUUGUCCAGCACCAGCACCAGCAUCACAUCCUCUCACUCGAACAUUUGCUGGGACUAUAUAUCACAAAGGCUAUAGUGAAGGCGCCGCUCACACCCACCGGUCCACUCUCGCGACCACUCCUACCCCUUUCGACCGGCUUGCCGCUUUUGCGAGCGAUCACCCUCUCCUGACCGCUACAAUGGUCCUCUCCGUCGCUGGUCUCGGCCUCGCCGCCAAGCCAGCUGUCUUCCGACGUGGUCAUAUCUCGACGAAACCCCAAACUCCCGGGCUCGCACGGCUAUUCAGUAGCCCGCAAGGGGCGCCUUCUCUCCCCGCUGCGGCUAGGUUCCGCGACCUCCACAUCCGCGAGCCUCCCCCUACUGUUCCAGCAGUAGUGAAGGUGCUUGAGAAUGCUCAGCAUGAUCUGGGAGAGACGCAGGCGAAAGACAGGAAGGAGACUCGCGAGACGGAGGAAGCGCGGGAAGCUCGGAUUGCGGAGGUCGAAAGUCGACUUGAGCGAGAGGGUGCUUUGGAAGGGGCCAAGACGCGUGGAGUGACGGAUAUUUCCCCUGACAAGUCUCUUCACGAGGCAGCUGAAGAGUAUCUGGGAAAGACUACUGGCGGUAUCUUGGACCACAUGAACAAGAUGGUUUCAGCCGAUGAUUUUGUAUUCCCCAUCGAGCGAAACACUAGUACGAGUAUUAACAUUCACCGUGGCGACAGCGGCAUCCUCUACGCAAACAAGUCAUUCACCAUCAUCUCACCUCACUAUCAUAACAUCACCGACGCCUCUUCAAAGGCGCGUAAGAACGGUCAGACGCAUGUCGGCUUUUACGGUCUCGUCAGAGUAUACACGCCAAUCCCUGAGCAAGAUAUCUCUCUCCAAACGCGAAACGGCACGACAUUCAAAGCACACCUCCUCUAUUCUACAUCCGCCGAACGAAGCCUUGUCAGGAUCUCUUUGGAUGGGUACUGCUUGGCUACUCACAGUGCCCAUCUUGGGGAUUACCCUAAACUGGGACACGCCGUUAUUGGGAGAUUGCCGGACGUGUCUCGCGAGUGUUUGAAGGUUCAACCGGGAGAGCAAGCUGGUAUCGAUGCUGCGUAUGAGAGACAUUUCGAUCAAUUGCAGGAACGUCUCGUCUCCUCUGCAAAGUUGAGGUUUGAGGGGAAAGAGAAGAAGCGGAAGGAAAGUGGGGAAGAGGUCGAGCUAUUCACGUUUCCCGAUGUCUCGACCCAGCCGCAUCCCACUUAUAUCGCACGAGGAGAUAGCGGAAUACUUUACGAUAAAACCCGAGCGAUUGAGAUCAUCCGACCUGAUGAUGAUGAUAAAUUCGUCUACAGAAGCACGGAUGGCCCGAUCUUCGUACCAGGUCUUGUCAAAGUGUACAAACGCGUCCCGGAUGAGCGUCCUUCUACAAAAGAAAUCCAAUCUGGCAAGACGUUCAAAGUCCGCUUACGGUAUGAAGACGUUCAUCGGAUAAAUGGCCCGAGCUAUAUCGCUAUCGAUGGGCAUGUGCUUGCUCUCAUGGAGGAUAAUGAGCAAUUUGUGGUUGAACGGUGUUCGGGAUUCCUUACUGAUCGAGAGAAGGAUAUAUUGGAGAUCAAGCCGGGGGAAGUCGAGGAGUUGGAAGCUGUUUGUAGAAACUAUCUCGAUGAAAACGCCUGGUCUAUUGAAGAUUGGGAAGAAGAAGUAUACGAUGAUAUACGUGCCGAGAGGGCAAGUGAAAUACUCGCCAAAGAAACGAAAGCCGCCCCAACCUUCUUCACGACACAAGGCUACGUCUUUCCCAGCGUCACCCCCAGGACAACCCCAGUCCCUGCGAUACCAAAGGGCACGAGCGGCAUUCGAUAUGAUUCCAACAAGGCUUUCGAGAUCAUCCAUCGCUACAACCCCGACAGCUUGCGCACGCACGACUUUGGAUUUGGUCCUUCCUUUGAAGAUGGUAUCGUUGUCGUCUACAACAAGUGGAAUAGUGGGGACGCUAUCGAACGGCUUGAGCAAGGGGUCAUGCUGAAAGCACGCCUGCGCUACGAUCAUGAUUCACUGGACUCGCCAUCGUAUAUCGCCGUCGACGGGUUUGUGUUCUCCACUCGACGGGAUGCGAGCUCGAACGACUUGGCUAUCGAGAGAUGUGAAGAGGUCAUUCCGGAAGAGACGAGACUGGCGUUGAACCCGAAUGCGGAAGAGAGGGCGGCUAUGUCUGAGAUUCGUGAGAACGUCAUACAGAAGCAAAAGACGGAGAUAGAGUCGAGUACAGCAAAGGAAGAACGGGAUUUCAAGGCUCGUGAAGCGAAGAUGCUUUCUAAUCUGAAAUUCCCCACGACACCACUCAUGCCUGCAUCUCAUAUCACCAAAAGUCCAGCGGGCAUUCGAUAUACCAAAAACACCGCCGCCGUCAUCAUCUCGCCCACGUGGGACUUGCUCCCAUGCCAUCAAAAAGGCUAUGUGACGGACACAGAGUAUGUUGUGCCGGCUCUCGUGGUGGUCGUCCCGCCGCCCGCCAAUAUCCACGUGGACUUUAUCGAUCAGCUUGAGAAAGGUGUCCUCGUCAAGACUGUAGUCCAGUACAAGAACGACGUUGCGGUCAGGAUCGCGAUGGACGGCUGUUUCUUCUCACUACGCUUUGCUGGGGGAGAUGAUGUUUUGCAUCAGUUCUUGGGAGGUUUGGGAAGCGACGUGGCGGAGCUGUUGGAAAUUCAGGAGUGGGAGAGACCGCAGAUUGAUAAAUCUAUCAAGGAGUAUUAUGAGCGUUUGAAUGAGGUUGAUGAUCCGAUCUCGUUCGACAGUGACGACGCUCUGCCUUCCCCGACCUUUUCCACCUCUUCCACCAACACUUCCCUCGCCAUCCCGCCCCCUCUCGGCAACGUCUCCUCUCUCAAGGAAUGGGAUUUCACAUCCGCCACUCUGGUAAACGGGCGACCUGCCUGGGUAGCAAAAGCAUAUGAGGAACGACCCGAAGUCUUUGUAGGCUCGGCCCCGAGCAUCAGCGAGGACGAGUUGAUGGACGUCAUCUUUGACCGUAAUGGGCACGGCUUGGAGUUCUUCAUUGAGAGGAGCGUGGAGGAGGGUGGAUGGACGUUGGAUACACCACCGUUCGGGCUGAAGGACGCGGAAAAUGAAUGGAUGGAGGAGAGAGGUGUUGGUAUAGGGUUGAAGGGGUGGGAGAGGUAUCAUCGUUGGAUCGUUCGAGUCAGGGGCGCCGCCAUCGCAACGCAUGGUGCGGCUUUCAACGGCGAGACUCGCUCCUUUACGUGCGCUGUGAGGAACAAUUUUAUACAGGCGAAAGCUUUGUAUUUGCCCGGGGGAGGCGACAUUGGUCUCAAGUUGGGAAAGUCCGGGGAAUACACCAUUCACCAAGACCCACAAGCACGAGUAUAG
Cryptococcus wingfieldii CBS 7118 is the source of this 3429-nucleotide messenger RNA. RefSeq lists its product as hypothetical. The transcript has 16 exons. The coding region runs from base 1 to 3429 and encodes 1142 amino acids. The record is from RefSeq and is a predicted model, not a curated record. Lineage: Eukaryota; Fungi; Basidiomycota; Tremellomycetes; Tremellales; Cryptococcaceae.